Molecule: messenger RNA, 2325 nt
Organism: Colossoma macropomum (tambaqui)
Lineage: Eukaryota; Metazoa; Chordata; Actinopteri; Characiformes; Serrasalmidae
Gene: aar2
Product: AAR2 splicing factor
Exons: 4
Coding region: 81-1241 (386 amino acids)
Biological process (GO): spliceosomal tri-snRNP complex assembly
Source: RefSeq, a predicted model, not a curated record
GAUUCAACCGGAAGUUGACUGUUAGACGUUGUUAAUGAAAUUCACGUUGUGAAAACGGCCUCUCUCUCCUUUGGGCAGAAAUGGCAGGAGCAGACAUGGACCCUGAAGUGGCACUAGGAUUAUUUGAAGAAGGGGCAACCUUGGUUCUGCUUGGUGUGCCUGAAGGAACUGAGCUGGGCAUCGACUACAAGAGCUGGCAGGUUGGUCCCCGUUUCCGUGGGGUCAAAAUGAUCCCCCCGGGGAUUCACUUUCUGUAUUACAGCUCUGUGAACAGUAAAAGCAGUGGUGGGGAGGUCGGCCCCAGAAGAGGCCUCUUCCUCUGCCUGAAGCCCCGGGAGCUAAUUCUAGCCCACUGGGACAAAAAAGAGGAGGAUCUGGACUUUUCUGCCUCUGAAAAUCUCGAAGAGGUUGCUCGAGUGAAAGCAGGGCUUCGUGAGCUGGACUCGCACCUGGGACCAUACCCUUAUGAAACGCUGAGGAAGUGGGUGUCUCUGACGGAUAAACUUAACCAGGAGGUGGCUGCCGCCCUACAGCCGCUCAGCGGGCGAGUAUGUGCCUUCAGCGACGUCGUUCCUGAGCUCCAGCUGACGCACACUAAAGACCGGGCAGAGCAGAACCUGCCACGCAACGACACACAGUGCCAGUCCAUGAAAGAGGGGCUGGACAGGCUCCCCCGGAUGAAGCAGAGGGAAGGGACUGAGCUCCGUUUCUCACAGAUCCCCAAACAGACGUAUCCUCCAGGGGCCACACCGGCUCAGAUCACUCAGUGCAGCAUGGAUCUCAGCUAUGCCCUCAGCUGCCUCCUGGAGAACCAUCACAAGGAGCACCCACUCAACGUUCUAGGUGAGCUGCAGUUUGCCUUUGUGUGCUUUCUCAUUGGAAAUGUAUAUGAAGCCUUUGAGCACUGGAAGAGCCUGCUGGCUCUGCUGUGUAAGAGCGAGGAGGCCAUGAAAGAACGGAAGGAUCUGUACCUGGGGCUCAUCACUGUGCUUUACCACCAGCUGGGAGAGAUCCCGCCAGACUUCUUCGUGGACAUUGUGUCCCAAAACAACUUCCUCACCUCUACUUUGCAGGAUUUUUUCCAGUUUGCCGGUGGGCCUGGUGUUGAUAAAGCUCUCCGCAAAAGAGCAGAGAAAUUUAAAGUGCACCUGACCAAGAAGUUCCGCUGGGAUUUCGAUGCGGACCUGGACGACUGUGCUCCGGUGGUGGUGGAGCUUCCAGAAGGAGUCACACUGGACUGAUGGUGAAUGCUACCACUACAGGUGCAAUUUUCACACGGGGGGAAAAUGUACCAGGAUGGCCUGAGCUGUGCAGUGCAGCCACAGCAGAGCGCUACGAUUCCUGUUAAAGCACUUGUCUGUGUUGAUGGUGAAAUGGCCCAUUGGUACGAUGAAUCACGGGCAGGUUCCAGCAUUGCCUGUACACAUUUAUGUUCCACGGAGGAAAAGAGACUCUGAAUUCUACGUCUUCUGUCAUUUUCAAAUGAAUAUUAUUUACUUCUCUGUAGAGAGAGCCUCAUACGUGAUGGAUGAUUUGUGCUCAGGCAAUUUCUGCCUCUAAAGCACUAUUUGGGCAGGAUUAGUUUUACAUGGGGAGACGUGAAGUUAACUUUUUACCUACUGAAAAUGACUCAUAGUAAUAACCUCUGGUUAUAUUUUAUGGUUAUAUUUAUAUUUAUUCCACACUAUACAAAAACCAUAGAAGUAACCCAAGGUUAUAUUAAUCCUGUGCUAUACAAUGACCCAGUUAUAAUAAUCCAGUGCUAAAAAAUGACUCAUAGAAAUUAGCCCAGGUUAUAUUAAUACCACAUGAAUUGCUGGUAAAUAUUCCAUCAUAUCCUGUGGUAAAGGCUGAUGUGUACUGUACUCCCUCACAUGUACUUGAACUCUGAUCAUUAAAACAUGCAAAGUGAGAGAAAAAAAAGUCUUUUUCAGUGCUGCUCACGGUCUACAAAUUCCCUAACUAACGUCAACACUAAUGAGUGUGGUAAACAAAACUAUGAUUAAAUUAAAUGUGUGGACACAUUUUCUGCUUGUGAGCUUUGUGAGUAUUGCGUAUGGAGCAACGGCAGUGUGUAAAUCGAGUAGCCACUCCCAUCUCUGUAAUUUAUACCAAUAUUUCUUACCCUGUGCAUAUCAGUCUUAAACAUAACAGGCAUCCUGUGGUUUAAAUUACACCUCCUUAUGUAAAUCUAGUCCUGUCCAAAAAGUAAUUAAUUCACACUGUCUGAUUUCAGAGACAGAAGAUGGUGUUGGAUAUAUGCUGUUAAAUUAAUGUAACAUCUUUUGGAUCAUUCCUGUUUUAAUAAAGUUCAUUUUGCAUUAA